UUUAUAAACGGUACAAAGCGGUAAGGUUUUUGUCAAACGCAUUCGUGUUAGCGAGACGAGAGAAGAAAAAGAACACAAAGCGAUCAGAGAGACACUACCUUGAAAAUCAUGUCGGAAUUAAAAGAUAAUCAGGAGUUCCAGCCUAUAGUGUGUGACAAUGGAACUGGAAUGGUCAAGGCUGGAUUUGCUGGAGAUGAUACACCAAGUUCUGUGUUCCCAAGCAUCGUGGGUCGUCCACGACACAGAGGGGUGAUGGUUGGAAUGGAUGAGAAGGAUUCCUUUGUGGGAGACGAGGCUCAAGCCAAGAGAGGUAUUCUAACUCUCAAAUACCCAAUCGAGCACGGUAUCGUCAACAAUUGGGAUGACAUGGAGAAGAUCUGGCACCAUACUUUCUUCAACGAGCUGCGUGUGUCUCCUGAAGAUUACCCUGUCCUUCUCACUGAAGCUCCUCUCAACCCUAAGGUCAAUCGAGAGAAGAUGACUCAGAUCAUGUUUGAGACCUUCAAUGUUCCUAUGAUGUAUGUUGCCAUCCAGGCCGUUCUCUCUCUCUAUGCCAGUGGUCGUACCACAGGUAUUGUGUUGGAUUCAGGAGAUGGUGUAAGCCACACUGUUCCAAUUUACGAAGGUUACGCACUCCCACACGCGAUCCUGCGUCUGGACCUAGCAGGGCGUGACCUAACGGACGCUCUCAUGAAGAUCAUGACCGAACGUGGCUACACAUACACAACAUCUGCGGAGCGUGAGAUAGUCCGGGACAUCAAAGAGAAGCUGGCUUACAUAGCCCUUGACUACGAGCAAGAACUGGAGAAAGCUAGGGCGAGCUCGGAAAUCAAUAAGACCUACGAGCUUCCGGAUGGUCAAGUGAUCACGAUAGGAGCCGAGAGGUUCAGGUGCCCUGAGGUUCUUUUCCAGCCUUCAAUGAUCGGAAUGGAAACUCCCGGAAUUCACGAGACGACUUACAAUUCGAUCAUGAAGUGUGAUCUUGACAUAAGGAAGGAUUUGUAUGGAAACAUUGUGUUGAGUGGUGGCUCCACUAUGUUCCCUGGUAUUGCUGAGAGGAUGACCAAAGAGAUCAGUUCGCUUGCACCGGCUAGUAUGAAGGUCAAAGUUGUGGCUCCUCCAGAGAGGAAGUACAGUGUUUGGAUCGGAGGCUCCAUUUUGGCUUCUCUUAGCACCUUUCAGCAGAUGUGGAUGACUAAGGAAGAGUAUGACGAAUAUGGAGAGGAGAUUGUUCACAAGAAGUGCUUCUAAUUAAUCUUGUUGAAAAUCGAGAUUUGUUCUUCAGUGUUUGAGAUUUGUUAUGGUGAUGGAUGAGACUUUCUUUAUGCUUUUCUUCUUCAGUUUUUUUGUUUGGUGAACUGUGUCGUUUACAAGGGAUUUCAUAUAACCAGGUGAUUCCUUUGUUUAAAUUAAUAAUGCUGGUGUUUAAACAGUGAUUCAAGGAUUUUGUUUCUUGUUGUUAUUGUUUAUCUUGCUGAUCAAAU
Messenger RNA from Thlaspi arvense, 1484 nucleotides. The record is from the annotation of a GenBank genome assembly. Lineage: Eukaryota; Viridiplantae; Streptophyta; Magnoliopsida; Brassicales; Brassicaceae.